Molecule: messenger RNA, 1731 nt
Organism: Emys orbicularis (European pond turtle)
Lineage: Eukaryota; Metazoa; Chordata; Testudines; Emydidae
Gene: LDB3
Product: LIM domain binding 3
Exons: 15
Coding region: 1-1731 (576 amino acids)
Biological process (GO): heart development; muscle structure development; actin cytoskeleton organization
Cellular component (GO): adherens junction; filamentous actin; Z disc
Molecular function (GO): muscle alpha-actinin binding; actin binding
Source: RefSeq, a predicted model, not a curated record
AUGUCUUACAACGUGACUCUAAAUGGACCUGGACCAUGGGGUUUCCGACUGCAAGGGGGAAAGGACUUCAACAUGCCCUUGACCAUAUCCAGAAUCACCCCUGGCAGCAAAGCAGCCCAGUCCCACAUGAACCAGGGGGACCUUGUGGUAGCCAUUGAUGGAGUCAACACAGAUGGCAUGACCCACUUAGAGGCCCAGAACAAGAUCAAAUCAGCCAGCUACAACCUGAGCCUUACCCUUCAAAAAUCUAAACGGCCAGCUCCAGUUCCAACAGCCACACCUAAAGUUGACUCUCCCAGGCCUGUAAUUCCCCAUCAGAAGGUCAUAGCCAACACUGCUGCCAACACUGAGUAUGUGGAACGCUUCAACCCUAAUGUCCUGAAGGACUCUGCCCUGUCUACACACAAACCCAUUGAGGUGAAAGGCCCGGGUGGCAAGGCCACUAUAAUUCAUGCCCAGUAUAACACCCCGAUCAGCAUGUAUUCCCAGGAUGCUAUCAUGGAUGCCAUCGCAGGCCAGGCACAGGCCCAAGGUGGUGAACUUGCUGGUAGCCUUCCUGUUAAAGAUCCUCACAUAGAUAGUGCCUCUCCAGUGUAUCAGGCUGUGCUUAAAACUCAGAACAAGUCUGAGGAUGAGCUUGACGACUGGACUCGCCGUUCUGCCAAUCUGCAGUCCAAGUCUUUCCGCAUCCUCGCCCAGAUGACGGGAACGGAGUACAUGCAAGACCCGGAUGAAGAAGCCCUGAGGAGAUCAAGGCCCCAGCGCUCUUCCUAUACAUCAACUCCAGUUUCCCAGGGUACCGCUUCUUCCUCAGGCUACAGUGAAAGUCCAGUUCCUGCUCCAAAACCAAGAGUUGUCACUACUGCUAGCAUAAGGCCCUCUGUCUACCAGCCAGCCUCUGUGUUCCCGCCAGCACCGGCACGAGCACCAGUGCAUUCUUAUACACCAGGCAAGGCUGAUCCUUCAUGCCGCCCUCCUUGGGUAACAGAUGACUCCUUUUCCCAGAAAUUUGCACCUGGAAAAACCACCACCUCUGUUACCAAACAUACCCUGCCACGGGGUGCUCCAGCACCAUCUCCUGCCUCAACUUCAGCCUACUCGUCUCCUUCAAAACCAGCCUCUUCCCAGACUCCUGCUGUAGCCCGGGGAACAAUUCAAAGGGCUGAGCGUUUCCCAGCCAGCAACCGAACUCCUCUCUGUGGACACUGUAACAGCAUCAUUCGGGGUCCUUUCCUGGUAGCCAUGGGUCGUUCCUGGCACCCAGAGGAGUUCAACUGUGCUUACUGCAAGACAUCUUUAGCAGAUGUGUGCUUUGUGGAGGAGCAGAACAGUGUGUACUGUGAGCGCUGUUAUGAACAGUUCUUUGCACCAACCUGUGCCAGAUGCCACACCAAGAUCAUGGGGGAAGUGAUGCAUGCUCUAAGGCAGACUUGGCACACGACUUGCUUUGUCUGUGCUGCCUGUAAGAAACCAUUUGGGAAUAGCCUCUUCCACAUGGAGGAUGGGGAGCCCUACUGUGAGAAAGAUUACAUUGCUUUGUUCAGCACAAAAUGCCAUGGCUGUGAUUUUCCUGUUGAAGCAGGAGAUAAAUUCAUUGAAGCCCUUGGACACACUUGGCAUGAUACCUGCUUUAUUUGUGCUGUGUGCCAUGUGAAUUUGGAAGGUCAGCCAUUUUACUCCAAGAAAGAUAAGCCACUGUGCAAGAAACAUGCUCAUGCCAUCAAUGUCUAA